AUGCUCGCCCACACCGCCGCCCUCGCGCUCGUCGCCCUCGCCCCCUCGGCCCUCGCUAAGUCGCACCACGCCUCGCACACCGCCACUGCCUCGUCGGCCUCGGUCUCGGACGCGGCGUCGACCACCAUGACUACUUACACCAUCUCGCCGGCUCUCGCUCCGGGGCUGUGCCUCGCGCCCAGCAACAGCACCAACGGCGCCACCCUCGUCCUCGCCGACUGCUCCGACAACACCACCGUGUUCCGCCACAACACCAAGAACGGCAAGGUGCGCAACAUGGACAGCGGUCUCUGUGUCGACGUCACCGACGGCGUCUUCUCGAACGGCACCCUCGCCCAGGUCUGGGGCUGCUACUCGUGCAACACCCACCAGGCGUUUGACUUUAUCGCCCAGUCCAACACCACCGACACCAACGGCACCGUCACCGCCGACGUCCUGGGCAACUACACCAUCCAGUGGGCCAGCACCGACUACUGCCUCGACCUCAUCAACGGCACCGCCCAGGUCGGCGCCGAGGUCCAGGUCUGGAAGUGCCUCGACUACAACGACAACCAGAAGUGGACCCUCGACGAGGUCGUCGAGGUCGACGAGACCGAGGACGACGGCGCCCUCGACACGUACAACGCCGCCCUCGCCGCCGCCCAGAACGCCGCUCGCGUCGCCGCGUCCACCUCGGCCGUCAAGCGCCACAUCUACCGUGGCGCCCACCACGGCCGCUCGCACCACUAG
Messenger RNA from Apiotrichum porosum, 729 nucleotides. RefSeq lists its product as uncharacterized. The record is from RefSeq and is a predicted model, not a curated record. The transcript is spliced from 2 exons. Lineage: Eukaryota; Fungi; Basidiomycota; Tremellomycetes; Trichosporonales; Trichosporonaceae. The coding region runs from base 1 to 729 and encodes 242 amino acids.